AUGAAAAGCUUUAAAGAUCAAACCAAUAAAACAAAUGCAAUAAUAAAAGUGAUCCUAAAAAGAAAUUUUUUAGAGCGCUUUCAUAAUCACAAAAUGCUUCUUAGCAGAUUGUAUAAAAUCUUCGAAGCAGAUUAUUUAAAUGCCCUAAGAGUAAAAUUUGAUAAACUUUUCAAUUCAUAAUACAAGUAUUUUAUAUUAAUAAAAUAGCUCCAUCUUUAAUUCACAUUGA
Molecule: messenger RNA, 229 nt
Organism: Paramecium primaurelia
Lineage: Eukaryota; Ciliophora; Oligohymenophorea; Peniculida; Parameciidae
Source: the annotation of a GenBank genome assembly